UUGUCGGCGGCGCAGCCCCGUGAGCCUGAGAGGAGCCUGGCGGCUGGUGCUGCUGCCUCAGCGGGCGUGGGGGACGCCGGCAGUUGCUGAAGGAGCAGCUUUGAGGAGCAAAACAAGAAUUAAAGUGGAUACAGACAAACAGAUGGCAGAUAACAGUAAAACAGAAGAUACUGCUUCAGAUUCAGUGGAGGCUGCUAAAAAUGCAAGCAACAAAAAAGAAAAGCUGUCAGACCAAGUGAUGCAAAAUCCCCAGGUCCUGGCAGCUCUGCAGGACCGUCUUGACAACACAGCGCUGACUCCUUCAAGUUACAUUGAGACUUUACCAAAAGCAGUGAAAAGAAGAAUUGAUGCCUUGAAACAGCUACAGGUGAAAUGUGCCCAUAUAGAAGCUAAAUUCUAUGAAGAAGUACAUGAUUUAGAGAGAAAAUAUGCAGCACUGUAUCAACCCCUUUUUGAUAAGAGAAGAGAAUUCAUUAAUGGAGAAGCUGAACCCACAGAUGCAGAGUCAGAAUGGCACAGUGAAAAUGAGGAAGAAGAUAAACUAGCUGGAGACCUGAAAAAUGUAGUGGUAAUAGAAGAAAAAGCAGAGGAGGCAAAUGUCAAAGGAAUUCCAGACUUCUGGUUUACCAUCUUUAGGAAUGUAGAUAUGCUAAGUGAAUUAGUACAAGAAUAUGAUGAACCUAUCUUGAAACAUCUGCAGGAUAUUAAAGUCAAGUUUUCUGAACCUGGACAGCCUAUGUCUUUCUCAUUAGAGUUCCACUUUGGGCCCAAUGACUACUUUUCUAAUUCAGUCCUAACAAAAACAUACAAGAUGAAGUCAGAGCCGGACAAGACGGAUCCCUUUUCAUUUGAAGGACCUGAAAUAGUUGACUGUGAGGGGUGUACUAUUGACUGGAAGAAAGGAAAAAAUGUUACAGUUAAAACAAUCAAGAAAAAACAGAAACACAAGGGUCGAGGCACAGUUCGAACAAUUACUAAACAAGUACCCAAUGAUUCUUUUUUUAACUUCUUCAGCCCAAUAAAGGUAUCUGCUGAUGGAGAGGCACUGGAUGAAGAUUCAGAGUUCACUUUAGCAGCAGAUUUUGAAAUUGGACACUUCUUCCGUGAAAGGAUAGUCCCUCGUGCUGUGCUUUAUUUCACUGGGGAAGCUAUAGAGGAUGAUGAUAAUUUUGAAGAAGAUGAAGAAGGUGAAGAGGAGUGGUCUUGCUCAUUGGUUAAAGACACAACUGACUGGGAAGCUCGCCAUAGUAGAGUACAUCAGAAGUUAUCAAGCUGGGGGUCUAAUGAGUUGGAGGGGGAAGAGGAGGGAGAAGAGGAGGAAGAUGCAGAGAGUGAUCCUAAGGUGUAAUUUAAGUCUGUUUAUCAUUCAUACAUUUAUAGAAAGAUUCCAGCCAACCUGCUGAAUGCAAACAACAGUAAUAAGGAAAUACCACUUGGAAGUGAUAUUUGAACAACUCGUAACAAAUACUUGGAUACCUGGCCUGCAGUUCAGGAUAGUCCAUCGCUGCAGCACAAUCUUAUUAACAAUGCUUAAAAUUAAUUUGUUUUAAAAUGCAUGAUUUUCACUAACUUUUCUUUAUUGCUUAACAUGUACAGUGGCAACUUCAAUGCAUUCGGGAAAUAAGAGGUUUAAAUAAAGCACACUCUACAGCCGUUGGUACACUGUAGCUACGUAUGUCAAUAGGCCGUUAGAGCCUUUUGCCCUAUGCAUAGGGGAAUAGUCCAGACUACCAAGUGCGGAUUAUCCAUUUUCUUGUCAAACAUUGAAAAAUGCAGAAUAGCAACAUACUGAGAAGCUAAAGUAAAUGGAUUACAUGUCUGGUAGAUGAAACAGAUAGAGCAAUAUGACUUUUUUUUUGCUAGUUUUCUCUCCACUUUUUUAAUGUUACUUGCAACCUACAAGUUGAACUAGUGCUUGAGCAGCUUUAAAUGUCAUAUUUAUUAUCUCAGUAAAACCAAUUGAAUUGAAGUAACUUUACUUCAUUGAAGGGCGUGUCAUACUUGAGACUUAGUUGUUCAUCUUACUAUUUAUUUAUUCAUGUUUGUAAGUACUUUGACAGAGUUAGUGCUUUUUAAUAGUUUUUAAUAUACUUGAAAUCUUCAUCUUUUGCAUACAAUAUGGGUACUUGUAAAACAAAUAAUUUUAAUUGGUCUCAUUGUAGUAGUCUAGACAGAAGAAAUGAACUUGCAUCAAAAUGACAACUCUUCUGGAUGAAGAUCAGAAUGUAAAGGCCAAACUGUUGCUGUUGAUGGAAGUGGGUUGCAGCCAAAGAAAAUUUCCAAUAUUCUUAUUGCUUAGUGUCCAGCAUGGAAGGACCUUUCACUAUGAACACAGAAAUUUAUCAAAUUUCAGUUCAAUAAAUCUGAAGUCUUGGUGUCUUACUUGCAACACUGAAAUUAUUCCAUUCCACAGUUUUUCUUUAAAGCUCUGAAGUCUUCAGAACUACCUUUUGUUGUUUGUGUGGCACUUCAGGUACACGUUUCUAGUUUCAGCAUCCAUUGCCAACCUCUGGCAGCAGUUGAAUAGCAGCUGUAUCAACACUGUGACCAGGCAUGUAGAGUGCUCCAGCCUUACUUUACACAUUUGUAACUUAAUACAGUGUUUUCAAUUUGUACAGAAUAGAUAGAAUAUUCUAUUAAAGUUGUGAAAUAUGA
Melopsittacus undulatus (budgerigar) is the source of this 2655-nucleotide messenger RNA. It is a transcript of the gene NAP1L4, whose product is annotated as nucleosome assembly protein 1 like 4. Gene Ontology annotation, biological process: nucleosome assembly. Gene Ontology annotation, cellular component: chromatin; nucleus. The record is from RefSeq and is a predicted model, not a curated record. NCBI's taxonomy places the organism in Eukaryota, Metazoa, Chordata, Aves, Psittaciformes, Psittaculidae. The transcript has 18 exons. Gene Ontology annotation, molecular function: histone binding; chromatin binding. Bases 143 to 1348 code for a protein of 401 amino acids.